AUGGGUGCCAGAUCGGGACUGAUGGCGGACAUGACCAGCCGAUUUACUUGUAAAGGCAAAACUGUUUACAACUUAAUGGGUACAAGCACUUUCACUGAAUACACUGUUGUGGCUGACAUAGCAGUUGCCAAAAUAGAUCCUCAAGCCCCUCUUGAAACCUGCAUUAUUGGCUGUGGAUUUGCUACUGGAUAUGGUGGAGCUGUAAAUACUGCAAAGGUAACUCCAGGUUCUACCUGUGCUGUCUUCGGGUUAGGAGGUGUUGGCUUCUCAGCCAUAGUUGGAUGCAAACAUGCUGGGGCUUCACGUAUUAUUGGGGUUGGAACUCAUAAAGACAAAUUUCCAAAAGCCAUUGAAUUGGGAGCCACAGAAUGCCUAGACCCCAAAGAUUAUGAUAAACCAAUCUAUGAGGUCAUUUGUGAGAAGACUAAUGGAGGUGUAGAUUAUGCCAUUGAAUGUGUUGGGCGCAUUGAAACUAUGGUAUGUAAAAACAUAUAA
Staurois parvus is the source of this 495-nucleotide messenger RNA. NCBI's taxonomy places the organism in Eukaryota, Metazoa, Chordata, Amphibia, Anura, Ranidae. The record is from the annotation of a GenBank genome assembly.